GCUCAAUCCCUGAGGAAUGUCAGCCCAAUAUUUGCUCAGUCCUCAACUGAUGGUUCCACCGAACAUUACUCAGUUUAGCCCCAUGUUCUACCUCACUGGCUUUCCUGGAUUGGAAGCCAUUGAACACUGGAUUUUCAUCCCCUUUUUCUUUAUGUACAUAGUGGCCAUCUCAGGAAAUUGUUUAAUUCUGAUAAUCAUUAAGACCAGCCCCCACCUGCACACACCCAUGUACUGUCUACUGUCCUUGCUGGCCCUCGUUGACCUGGGACUGUCAUUGUCCACCUUGCCAACCACCGUGGGGAUCUUUUGGUUCGACUUCCGCAGCAUCUACUUUGGAGCCUGCCAGAUCCAGAUGUUCUGCAUCCAUUCAUUUUCAUUCAUGGAGUCAUCAGUGCUGCUCAUCAUGUCCUUUGAUCGCUUUGUGGCCAUCUGCCACCCCCUAAGGUACUUGACCAUUAUCACUGGCCAGCGAAUGGUGCGGGCAGGCCUGAUUGUUAUCCUCCGAGGACCUGUGGCCCUUAUCCCCCUUGUCCUCCUGCUGAAGACUUUUCCUUACUGCAGACCUCCAGUCCUCUCUCACUCAUUUUGUCUGCACCAGGAAGUGAUACACCUGGCCUGCACAGACACCACCUUUAACAACAUGUACGGGCUGGCAGUGGUAGUAUUCACCAUGAUGCUGGACUUGGUGCUCAUUGGACUGUCAUAUGGCUUCAUCCUGCACACAGUGGCGGGCCUGGCCUCCCGAGAGGAGCAACUCCGAGCCUUCCAAACAUGUACUUCUCAUCUCUGUGCUGUGCUGAUAUUCUUUGUGCCCAUGGUAGGGCUGUCUCUGGUGCACCGUUUUGGGAAGCAUGUUCCACGUGCUGUGCACCUUCUUAUGGCGAAUGUCUACCUUUUUGUGCCGCCCAUGCUUAACCCAAUCAUAUACAGUAUUAAGACCAAGGAAAUACGCCGUGCUAUCAUCAAGCUCCUAGUCCUUAGAAAAGCCAAAGCAGAGUCCUGGGGCUAAACUGCCACUGAGAGCCCAUAAGAAGGCUCCC
Molecule: messenger RNA, 1040 nt
Organism: Otolemur garnettii (small-eared galago)
Lineage: Eukaryota; Metazoa; Chordata; Mammalia; Primates; Galagidae
Product: olfactory receptor 51M1
Exons: 1
Coding region: 17-1009 (330 amino acids)
Biological process (GO): G protein-coupled receptor signaling pathway
Cellular component (GO): membrane
Molecular function (GO): olfactory receptor activity; G protein-coupled receptor activity
Source: RefSeq, a predicted model, not a curated record